Messenger RNA from Gryllus bimaculatus (two-spotted cricket), 3400 nucleotides. The record is from the annotation of a GenBank genome assembly. NCBI's taxonomy places the organism in Eukaryota, Metazoa, Arthropoda, Insecta, Orthoptera, Gryllidae.
GUCAGUCAGAGAAUAGGUAGUGCCAUCUAUGCAGGUCAAUGACGUCACACAGCAAAUUGAGGUGUUGAUUUCCUGUGUUCAGAAGUGGGAGUGUUUGUCUGGAAUUUUGUGCAAUAUUUUUUUGAAAGCCUGAGAAUUCAAGAUGUUAAACAUGGAAACGGAUAAAAUAAUUGAAGAUUCUAACACCAACUCGCAGUACCCAAUGACGAUUCUAUAUGAUCCUGCUAGAAAGAAAGAGCCCUCGCCACAGUAUGUUACUGAACGUGAAACAUGUCUCAAGUACUUCGAAAAGUGGAGUGAACAAGAUCAAGUGGAGUUUGUGGAACACUUAUUAUCGAGAAUGUGUCAUUACCAACAUGGUCAUAUAAACUCUUAUUUGAAACCAAUGUUGCAGAGAGAUUUUAUCUCGCUCUUACCAAAGAAAGGGCUUGAUCAUGUCGCAGAAAGCAUUCUUUCGUACUUAGAUGCAGAUUCUUUGUGUGCUGCGGAAUUAGUGUGCAAGGAAUGGUAUCGUGUGAUAUCAGAAGGAAUGUUAUGGAAAAAACUAAUUGAAAGAAAAGUUAGAACUGACUCUCUGUGGCGUGGCUUAGCAGAGAGACGAGGAUGGAUACAAUAUUUAUUUAAGCCAAAACCAGGAGAGAGUCAUCCAAAUCACUCAUUUUAUAGGACGUUAUUUCCCAAAAUAAUUCAAGAUAUCGAUAGUAUAGAAAAUAACUGGCGAAUGGGAAGACAUGUUCUUCAGAGAAUUAAUUGUAGAUCUGAAAACUCCAAAGGUGUCUACUGUCUUCAAUAUGACGAUCAGAAGAUAGUGUCAGGUCUUAGAGAUAAUACUAUCAAAAUUUGGGAUCGUAAUACUCUUCAAUGCACGAAGGUCUUAACGGGGCACACUGGUUCAGUUUUGUGCUUACAAUAUGAUGACAAAGUGAUCAUUAGUGGAUCAAGCGAUUCAACAGUCAGGGUCUGGGAUGUGGUAUCAGGUGAAAUGGUAAACACCUUGAUUCACCAUUGCGAAGCCGUCCUCCACUUGCGUUUCAACAAUGGAAUGAUGGUUACGUGUUCAAAGGAUCGUUCUAUAGCUGUAUGGGAUAUGACGUCACAAACGGAAAUCACACUUCGGCGAGUGCUAGUAGGUCAUCGUGCAGCUGUAAAUGUAGUGGACUUUGAUGAAAAAUAUAUUGUGUCAGCAUCUGGUGAUAGGACAAUUAAGGUGUGGAAUACAUCAACUUGCGAGUUUGUGCGCACACUUAAUGGACAUAAGAGAGGAAUUGCGUGUUUACAGUACAGGGAUCGUUUAGUAGUCAGCGGAAGUUCAGACAACACAAUCAGAUUAUGGGAUAUUGAAUGUGGAGCAUGCUUGAGGGUACUAGAAGGUCAUGAAGAACUUGUACGUUGUAUCCGUUUCGACAGUAAAAGAAUUGUCAGUGGAGCUUAUGAUGGGAAGAUAAAAGUAUGGGAUUUAUUAGCUGCAUUGGACCCUAGAGCUCCAGCUAGUACAUUAUGUUUACGAACUUUAGUGGAACACACAGGAAGAGUAUUUAGACUGCAGUUUGACGAGUUCCAAAUAGUUAGUAGUUCUCAUGAUGACACAAUCCUGAUCUGGGACUUCUUGAACUGCAAUCCUCCAGAAGGAACUCCACCACAGCAGCAGGCCAUGACAGCUCUCAGCAACCGCUCUCCAACACGCACGUACACUUACAUCUCAAAUUGUUAUAUAGCUCUUCAUAUUGAUCUUAAUUCAAAAGAAGUUCGGCAGUUGGAGUUACUAUGUAAACAAUUAUAUGAGUCUUCUGAUUCAGCUCAACGAGCUGAAGCAGAAAAGGCUUUAGUGAGCUUUCAGAAUUCUCCAGAUACUCUCUCAAAAUGUCAAUUGCUACUUGAUAGAGGCGAUUCAUGUUAUGCCCAACUUCUGGCUGCCACUACUUUGACCAAGCUUGUUUCUCGCAGUGCUCAAGGUUUAAGUCUGCAACAGAGAGUUGACAUACGCAACUAUGUCCUGAAUUACUUAGCAACACGACCUAAACUUCCCAACUUUGUGAUUCAAGCCUUGGUUGCAUUAUUUGCCCGAAUCAGUAAGCUUGGCUGGUUUGAUAAUGAUAAAGAUGAAUUUGUCUUCAGAAAUGUUGUUACUGAUAUCACAAAGUUUUUGCAGGGCUCUGUGGAACAUUGCAUGAUAGGCGUCCAGUUGCUGUCUCAGCUUACAUGUGAAAUGAAUCAAAUAUCAGAGGCAGAUGCAAAUCGAUCUUUAACAAAGCACCGUAAGAUAGCAUCUUCAUUUCGAGAUACACAGCUUUUUGAAAUAUUUAGGUUAUCAUGUACUCUUCUUGGUACUGCCAGGGAAAAUUGCAAGAGUUUGAACUUCAAUGAUGAAGGACAGCAUGGUUUGAUGACUCAACUUCUCCGACUUGCCCAUAAUUGCCUAACAUUUGACUUCAUUGGAACAUCAACAGAUGAGUCGUCUGAUGAUUUAUGCACUGUACAGAUCCCCACAAGUUGGAGACCAGCCUUCCUGGAUUUUACCACACUCAAACUUUUCUUUGAUUUAUAUCAUUCACUACCGAACACUUUGUCUCCAUUGGCACUUUCUUGUCUAGUUCAAAUUGCUUCGGUUCGCCGUUCUCUCUUUAGCAAUACAGAGCGGGCAAAAUUUCUUACUCACUUGGUGAAUGGUGUGAAGCAUAUUUUGCAGAAUCCACAAGGACUAAGUGACCCCAGCAAUUACCAUGAAUUUUGUCGCUUGUUGGCUCGCUUAAAAUCAAAUUAUCAGUUGGGAGAGCUAGUGAUGGUUGAGAAUUACCCAGAAGCUAUUCAACUGAUUGCGAAGUUCACUGUGCAAAGUUUACAGAUGUGGCAAUUUGCACCUAAUAGUGUACAUUACUUACUCAGUUUAUGGCAAAGAAUGGUUGCAUCUGUACCUUAUGUAAAGGCCACAGAGCCUCAUCUUUUAGAAACAUAUACACCAGAAGUAUCAAAUGCAUAUAUUACUUCUCGUCUAGAAUCGGUUGCAGUUGUUGUCAGGGAAGGCCUAGAAGAUCCUCUAGAUGAUUUGGGAAUGGUGCAACAACAAUUGGAGCAGCUGUCUGUCAUAGGUCGUUGCGAAUACCAGAAAACGUGCACCCUUCUUGUGCAGUUGUUUGAUCAGGCAGCACGUGCAUACCAAGAGCUCAUGGCUAGUCCUAACGCACAGCAAAUAGAUGUUACUAUUCAGGAAGGGCGUCUUACUUGGCUUGUGUAUAUAAUAGGGUCUGCAAUAGGCGGAAGAGUUUCAUUUAACAGCAAUGAUGAACAUGAUGCUAUGGAUGGAGAACUGGUUUGCAGGUAUGUACAUUCAUAUUUGAUUUUAACAGAAUUUCAUUUAUAAAUAUUAUAAUAAUGAUAAUGGCUUUGGACAGUUUUCAAUACU